UGAACUAGGGCGUCGCCGGCUAUAUACGAAUUCAUUGCCUGUUUUUGUGAUUCAAUGUCGCUGGACUGUGUAUACCUUUGUUGUCGACAUGUCGUUUAAGCCUGUAUACCCGCAUUCUUCAUCAACACGUCUACGCCUGCAUACCUCCAUUCUUCAUCAACACGUCUACGCCUGCAUACCUCCAUUCUUCACCAACACGUCUACGCCUGUAUACCUCCAUUCUUCAUCAACACGUCUACCUGUCAGUCCAGCGCUGACGUGUGUAGACCAGCAACGCUCGCUCAACCCCACGCACACCCGCGCUGCGCCGACGGCGACAAGCGUCCUGGCGUCACAUGCCUACUUGAAUCCUCUCCUUGGACGUCAUCCCAGCUCCGCGAGAGCUUUCUCGACGACGUCUUGCCCCCGAGCUGCAGCAGCCGCAGCGGCGGCGGCGGCGGCGGCGGACGAGUACAAUCCCUUUGACGACGAGAUCAACCACAUCCAACACCCCCAAGACCUGAACCGAGCCCGGAGGAGAGAGAGGCUGAAACCAAAGCACCCAUCCCCACAGGCAGUCCAAGCUUCCGAAGCGCCCCAACUACUUCGCGAUCUGCAGCCCUCCGAUGCUCCCCCAGCGCCGCCGGCCCUCGGCGAGCUCGAGCCCGAGGACCUCGAGCGCAGACUGGCAGAGCUGGGCGCGCGCCUCGAAGCCGCCCACGCCGUCGACUGGCACGAACUCGUGCAGGACGCGCAGCGCGAAAGGAACAUUAAGCUGCUGCCAGGGUACAAUGGCAUGGAUCGCCACAAGAGGCUGCACGAGAUGCGGAUCCGGACGGACGUGUACACGGCGCGGGUGCAGGAGCUGCGGCAGCAGAAGCAGGACCACGUGACGGCGACCAGGGAGCUGGAGGCCAGCAUCGCAGCGCUGAAAGUCCUGAUUGCGCGCCACAGAGAGACGCAGCAGCAGAGAGAGGCCGAGGAAGACGAGCACCACCACGUCCGGCUGCAGCUCCGUGCAAAGAAAGAGCAUAUUCUCGCUAGGAAAGACGAGCUCGCAGUCCGCAUAGCCCGCCUCAAGGCGACGCAAGCACGCAUCCCCCUCGCUCCCCUCGACACCCUCGACACCCUCGACACCGACGAUGCCGACGAAGCUGCCCCCGAAUCCACACUCCGCACCGCCCCGGCCCAGUCCCGCCCCGGCCCCCUCGCCUCCUCAGCGCUCCGCGUCCACCUCCCCGGCGGCUCGUACGCGGUCGACGCCGAGCUGACCAUCAACCUCAACGCGGCCCAGCCCGCGCUGAAACAGCAACUCGCGCAACUGCGCCACCGCCUGCGCGCCUUCCACCCGCCGCUGGACGCGCUGCCCGCCGACCUCGAGGGCCGCGUCGACCCGGACCUGAAGCAGAACCAGGCGCUGUACCGCACCUGGCUGAAGAUCCUGGCCGGGCGGUACCGCGCCAAGACGGGCGUGCUCGGGUAUGCGGGCGAGAUGGCCGAGGGGGGUGCUGCUGCUGCGGCGGCGGCGGCUUGUGGCGACAAGCCCGUGAGCGUGGGCGAUGUGCUGGCGGCGCGGAUGAGCGAGCAGAGCAAGGCGCGCAUAGCAGCGCGCUGGAACGACGUGUUUGCCGCGAAGAAGGGCUUCGUCAUGACGCCUUCUGCGCUGCACGGCGCCGUUGCGAGGCAGCCGCAAGACCGUGUCGAAGGGCUCGCGGUUGAUCAUGAUCAGACUGCCGGGGCGGAUGAGCACUUCCAGACCCCGCCCACGCCGACGCGCAUCCAGCUGCAGCCUACCACCCAGACGCGCCCGAGACGCACACCCACGGUGCGCGAGGUCGUGCGGCGCGCGUACUCGACCAGCUCCCCCUCCUCCUCCUCCUCCUCCUCCUCCUCCUCCUCCUCUUCCUCUCUUCCGGACCCCCCAAACGACCCCCCGGAAGCUCCACCCGCCCCCCCAGCAUCCCUGCCACACCUAACACCCACGGGCUCCGCGCACAUGGUCCCCAUAACCGCAAAGUCCUCUACAGCACGCACCGCCAUAGCAGUAGGGACGGUGUACUUCUCGACCCCCCUGCCACUAGCGCUGAUCUCCCGCAACACUUUAAAAAAGGGCGACGUCCUGGCCGUCAGCAGAGUGGCUGGCAUCAUGGCCGCCAAGAAGUGUCCGGACCUGGUGCCCCUGUGCCAUCCCAUCGCGCUGACCCACGUCAGCGUCGAGCUGCGCACGUUCGAGGGUGCCUCACCACCCACCCACUCCUCGCCCUCGCCCUCACACUCACCCGCUGCAGCACAGGCCCACGGCGGCGUGGCCAUCGAGUGCAAGGUCGCGUGCACGGGUGCGACGGGCGUCGAGAUGGAGGCGCUGACGGCCGUCAUGGGCACCGCGCUGAGCGUGGUCGACAUGUGCAAGGCCGUGGACCGCUUCCAGCGCAUCAGUGACGUGCGCGUAGUGCUCAAGGAGGGCGGGAAGAGCGGCACGUGGCGGGAGGAGGCGUGGGAGUCGUGGCAGGACGAAUGAAGAAUAGACGUGUACGAUAUGUAAAUCUAGGAUCCAAGCAUAGCCUGGCGUUGUUAGCCUGGCGUUGUUGAGAGUAAUAGGAAUCAGAUUCAAGAGAGCAGAGCUCAGUG
Didymella exigua CBS 183.55 is the source of this 2607-nucleotide messenger RNA. RefSeq names its product MoaC-domain-containing protein. The transcript has a single exon. Gene Ontology annotation, biological process: Mo-molybdopterin cofactor biosynthetic process. NCBI's taxonomy places the organism in Eukaryota, Fungi, Ascomycota, Dothideomycetes, Pleosporales, Didymellaceae. The coding region runs from base 89 to 2497 and encodes 802 amino acids. The record is from RefSeq and is a predicted model, not a curated record.